UAUCUCCGCCAAUGGGAAUCUCCGCGGUGCGGGACCCGUUACGUGGUACCGUCGCGCCGCGCUCUUGUCCAGCGUUAUCGCGGGGAGGCGACACCGGGGUGUCGCGGUCGCGCGUGGUCCCCGAGUUGCCCGAUCCCAUCGCGAAGACGCUCCCAGCGAGGAUGACGUCCCGUCACGAGAAGGAGCGCGCCAAGCAGAUCCAGGAGAAAUGCCAGAAUCUGCUGACGCAGAUGCUACGCGACGAGGAUAACAAGUACUGCGUCGACUGCGACGCGAAAGGACCAAGAUGGGCUAGCUGGAACCUGGGAAUUUUCUUGUGCAUUCGAUGCGCUGGUAUUCACAGAAACCUCGGAGUACAUAUAAGCAAAGUGAAGUCUGUUAACUUGGACACAUGGACGCCGGAACAAGUAGUGAGUUUACAACAAAUGGGCAAUUCUCUUGCCAGAGCGGUCUACGAAGCCAAUCUUCCGGAUAGUUUUCGAAGACCACAAACGGAUUGCAGCCUGGAAAGUUUUAUUCGGGCAAAGUAUGAACAUAAAAAAUAUAUAGCUAGAGAAUGGGUGCCACCUCCUUUGCCAAAAGUAAAUUGGGACAAAGAACUUGACGAAGAAGCCGAAAGACAACGCAGACGAAAAAAGGAGAGUUCGGAAGCUUCGACCACUGUGCUCCCACCUGUAAAAAAACCGGAAGUAGUGCCUCAAUUACCAAAACCUCGAAGUUCCGUCAGUCCUAAACUGGGCAGAACAAAAGAAAGUUCCGCGAUCCUCGAUCUCUUAGGUCUUGAUGCACCAGCAACUAACCAAACAAGUGUAAAUGGUUCUGGGGACGACGUAUUCUCUUCAUUUUUAUCUGCGCCGCCUGCUUCGUUAGCUUCGACCGGAAAUGACGCUUCUAAUGGAAGUAAAGCGACCACUGUCGCAAGUAAAAGCGAGGAGGAAAGCUUCUUUAACCAACCGACCCCGCUACCUCAGGAAAAAAGCAAGAUGACAAAAGACAGUAUUUUAGCAUUAUACGGUACUCCGAGUCAUCAACCAGCGAUUUAUGGUGUCUCAGGGGGAGUGUAUCCUCAACACUCCAUACCAUAUAAGCAGCAAAUGCCUAAUGUGGGUGCAUUUGGGCAACAAAGCUCGUUGAACCAACUCGGCCAACUUCCCACGCAAAUACCGGUCACAAAUCAGAUACCUGUCAAUCAAAAUCAAAUUAUAGCGAAUCCUAAUUCGAUAGGUGCUGUAGCAGCCAAUCCUUUAGGCUUACAUAUAGGACAAAUGAAUCAACUAAACGGUGUACCUAAUGCUGCUAUCACAAUGCCACCUCAAAUGAUGAUGCAGUUAGGACAAACUAAUAUUGCUAGUAAUAAUGGAUGGAGUGGAAUGCUGACACAGAAUAUUCAGCCAGCUCCUGGCAGCAAUCCAUUCUUUAAUUUAACACCACAGCAACAACAAACUACUGCAUUUACCGCUCAGUUGCCACAACAAAUGUCGCAGAUGACUCUGGGCGAUAUGAACUUUGCCUCUACGACGGGCAAGCCUGCCACUGCCGCGCUACCCGGGCAGACUCUUUCCACCAACUUAUGGCAGUAAAACUAUUGCGGAUAUUGUUAGCCUGUUGAUUAUCUCAUUCAGUGUUGUAUACUAAUGUCGACAGUUUAUUAUCCAAAUGUAAUAACGUUUCCAUGUCCUUUGAUUGGACGUUGCUUCGGAAAGUAAUAGAACUGACGAUGGAGACAAAAACGGAAAAAAGAGCUCGAAUGCUGUCUCAGCACAUAACUCGUCAAUGUUCAUAGUGCUUCAAGUAGAUACAUAUUUUUGUUUGAAAACUUACACCAGCUAUCACGUUAAUGUUGGGGGAAAAAGAAACCUGUAUAAAAAUAAGAAGUCUGACUGAAUGUGACAAGUUAUUUGUGUGACACUAAAUAUGUACCUUGUGGUACAGAUUACGUUGCUGUAACAAGAGUUUCUCUUUUUGUAAUUACGAUAAAAAUAUUUGCUAGGGUCCAUUUUCAACAAAAUAUUCAUCCGAGUCAGCACUGAAAAACCGGUAUAAUUUUGAUUACUUCGGAUUUCGUUGCUACGAUUGUUACGCUAAAAUGCGUUUGUGAGUUUAUUGGUGUUCGUGAAAAUGGAAAUACUGCGAUUGGCAUAAAGUACAUUUUCUCAUAUUGAACAGCAUCGAAAGUUGAAUUCACUGGAAUUAUACCGAUUUCAAACGAUGAUUAAAAAUCAAGAUGAAUGUACAUGCAUAUGUAUAAGUUUUUCGUUAGAGAUGAGAAAAGACUUGGAUCUUUAACUUAUUUUUAAGAUACAUCCGACACGUGCAAUAUGUGUCCACAUUUAUUCUAUAUUGGUAAAUAAAUACAGAGUAACAUGAAUGCAAGAUAUAAUGCAUUUUACAUUUGAGUAAGGUAUAGAAUAUAUUACUGUUGCGACAAUGAUUUUAAUAGUUCGGCAAUAUUAUAAAUACGAAAAGAAAUCCACAAGUCAUACACUGGUGCUAAGAAUUCCGAAGCAUCUUGAUUGGCUGUACCAAAUCUUGGUCAAGUUCAAUCGAAUAAUGUAUAAAAAGGUCAUACCUUCUGUAAAAUGUUCUUUCGACAAACAAAAGUUUCAGAGAUACUUCGCGAUCGGGUAUGUAAUUAGAUUAUACACAUACAUAUAUAAUUUAUAUAAAUUAUUGAUUGUGUACUAUCGUAAAACGUACUGCGAACAACAGUUUUUAUUAAUACAUUAUUCAUGUGCGAAGAUAAAUUUAUUUAGUAUGUGAGAGGCACUACUAUACUUAGAUGUAUAAUCACAACCUGUCUUUCAAAGUACCGAUGAUGGUAAUUAUGCAAAUUGUCUAAGCAUUGCGCACAUUUUCUCAUUUACAGGUUCUACAUAGCGUUAGAGUAAUUCAUAAAUUAAGAAGUUCAGGGAAUGUGAAUGAAAGAGUAACCUUAUGCUACAUGACUUUUGGCGACUUGAAUAUCAAUACGCAAAAAUUCAAAUCUAAUUUGGGGGGGAAAACGGGGAACCUGUAGUCGAGAAAAAAGCGUGCGGCACAUAAGACACUGUAUAUGAAUAUUGCGAGGUGCAGUAUUUUUGGCAAGUAUUCACGUUAAUAUCAACAGAGAUAAAUCACUCCAAGUGAUUCCCGAUAAUCGAUGAAAGCUAUAACAAGAGGGACUUAAAGAAAGCUCAUCUUAAUUGUUGCCUACAGUAUCAAGCUGUUAUUUAUAUGAAUUAUUAUAAGUAAUUAUGAAAUAGUGUACUUGUGUCAAAAUAUAAAAUAUGACAUUUUAUUGUAA
Molecule: messenger RNA, 3283 nt
Organism: Vollenhovia emeryi
Lineage: Eukaryota; Metazoa; Arthropoda; Insecta; Hymenoptera; Formicidae
Product: stromal membrane-associated protein 1
Exons: 8
Coding region: 12-1580 (522 amino acids)
Molecular function (GO): GTPase activator activity; metal ion binding
Source: RefSeq, a predicted model, not a curated record